CUCUCUCUCUUUUUUUUUUAAACAAAUAAUAACACACUAUUUUUCUUUUUCAUGUGUUUUUUUUUCUUUUUUUCUUCAAAGCAAAGACCUGGAAUCCGUCAACCCCUUGUCCUACGCUAACUUUUUUCCCUUUUUACUACAAUUUUAAUUUCAUGUCGUUUUAAUUUUUUUCCAAAGAAAGAAAAAGAAAAAAACUCAGUUAAGACUAUCUCAAAAAAACACACAAACGCAGAAGCUCCCACAAAACAUCCUCAAAAAACCACCUUAACAACCCGGAACUAACUGUCCCUCCCCCCAAAACCGCCUUUUUAUCCUCAAUACCACCUUUCUUUUUAUACAACCCAAAUUUUCUAAACCGGGUUUCUGAUUUUUUUAAAUUUUCUUUAAAAAAAAAGGUGCUUUUUUUUUUAAUUUUUUGAAUUGGUGGUGGUGGUGAUCGCCGUCGUCGUCGUGGAGGAGAGCGAUUGAUAAAUUAGAUCCGUACGCGUGGUAGAAAUGGGGGCCGAGGUGAUUGAGGUGUGGGGUACGUGGGAAGAAUUAUUAUUAGGUGGAGCUGUUCUCCGGCACGGUACCCGAGACUGGAACCUUGUUGCUGCGGAGCUCCGAGCCCGAACCGUUUGUCCGUACACUUUCACUCCCGAGGUGUGUAAAGCUAGGUAUGAGGACUUGCAACAGCGUUUUUCGGGACGCAAAGCUUGGUUUGAAGAGUUACGAAAGCAACGAAUGGCUGAACUGAAGCGAGCUCUAGAGCUAUCUGAAAAUUCAAUUGGGUCUCUGGAGUCAAAACUUGAAACUCUCAAGGCUGAAAGAGGAAAUGACUGUCAUGUCGACUAUUUCUCCAGCCAGACAGAAUCACCAGUACAGUUUCAGAAAUCUGAGGCAGUUGUAUCAUCCAGUAAAGAGACAUCUAAAGAUGGACUCUCUGCUGGUAGUUUCACAAGAGAAACCCGAACAAACUGGUCACCCGAAUCUGAGACUCCAGCCACAGCACAAGCUGAAGAGAUGGAUGCUAAGCCAGAGGUUUCACGGUCUUCUGAGCAAGAGAAAGUUUCAAGCAUUGAGAAGCUAACAGAGAUUGUUUGUGGAGGACAAAUUGGAACUUUGAGGAGGAGGAGAGGAAAGAGGAAGAGGAAGUACUGUAAUAAGGAUUUCAAGGAAGGGAGUGUCAGUGAAAGUGACGUUUGGGGUGUAGCUGAUACUUUAAAUGCCUCUUGGUGUAAAGAAAAUUCAACCAGCGAAUCCGGUCAUAUUUCCAGAUCUUGUGGUGUUGUUGAUCAAAGUGGAAGCCAAGGGAAGGAUAGCAUUGAGGAUCUCAGGAGAACUUUUGAAUAUGUUGCACAGAAUGAAAGUGCCUCUGUUUUCCGCCGGCGUCUUGAUAGCCAGAAAAGAGGACGGUACAAGAAAAUGAUCUUGCGGCACAUGGAUUUUGACACAAUAAGAUCAAGAAUUUCCAGUAACUCCAUCACAUCAGUCAAAGAACUCUUUCGGGACCUGCUGCUACUCGCCAACAAUGCUGUGGUCUUUUAUUCUAAGAACACUCGUGAGUACAAAUCUGCACUGCAACUUAGAGCCUUUGUGAUCAAAACUUUGCAGCAACACUUCAAGGACGAAUGUAACAAGCCUACAACUUCCACUCCAUCCUUUAGGUCACCUAUGCAUAAGCCUCCGGCAAAACCUCGAAGUGCUCGACCUGGUAAUCACAGACACUCACAAAAAGUUGCCAAUGCCGGAAAUGUUAUUGAUAAGCUUCCUAGCCGAGGUAAACGAUCAAAUAAUAAUGAUUCCCCUCUGUCGAUGGAAUUAUCAGCAGUGACAAAGAAACAGCCAGGUACGAAAGCUGAAACAGCAGCGAGGGGAAGGAAGAGAAGCCGGCCUAGGUGAUUAUUAUAGAUAUUGUUUUUGUAACAUGGCUUGUUUAGUAGAGUCCUCAGCUGUACAAAAUCGUUCCUGUGUCUAGCAAAUCACUUGUAAAAUUUACUGUAAACAAAUCCAAUUAAUUAGACAAAAAGAAAAUUUUAUCUGCCCUUGUA
This is a messenger RNA of Mangifera indica (mango), 2030 nucleotides long. RefSeq lists its product as uncharacterized. Gene Ontology annotation, molecular function: protein binding. The coding region runs from base 496 to 1881 and encodes 461 amino acids. The transcript has 5 exons. Lineage: Eukaryota; Viridiplantae; Streptophyta; Magnoliopsida; Sapindales; Anacardiaceae. The record is from RefSeq and is a predicted model, not a curated record. Gene Ontology annotation, cellular component: NuA4 histone acetyltransferase complex.